CCGUUUCUGUCCAAUCCCCUUCUCCCGCUGCAGCAGCUCCCGGAAUCCCGCCUUCCUCCUCUGGCGGCCCGGCGGCCUUCGCACCACCUACCCACCACGACCCUCCCUCCGGUUCCUUUCCUCCCGAGACCCGGCCGGCUUCAUCCCACCCCGGCCGGUUACAUCGCGCCGCCGCCUCACUAGACGAAUCUGAAUAGACAUAAUCCUGGAUGGCAAAGCGAAGAAGAAGUUCAAAGGAUAAACCGAAUGGAGCAAUGGUCAAAAGAAAGAGACCGGGUUCUCAGUUGGGCGACUUACCCAUGGAUAUAUUGUGCCACAUCAUAUCAUUGUUACUGUUAAAAGAGGCUGUGAGGACAGGCAUUUUAUCCAAACACUGGAGAUAUGUUUGGUGUAGCCGAACAAACUUGGAGUUUUCUUUUAGAUCAGUGAUGCGAAGGAGUUAUAAAGGAGGACCUUUUAUUCUCCAUCCUAUACAAGAGGUUAUUAAGAGAAUUGAUGCAGUCUUAAAACAACACUCUGGAGUAGGGGUCGAGAAAAUGGAAGUUGAUUUUUCGCUAAAUGAUGAACAUGCUAAUCACAUUGAUAGAUGGCUCAACUUUGCUAUUACAGCAAAGACAAAGCAGCUAAUUCUUAAUUUUACAUCUGUGCAUCCUACAAUGGAACCGUACAAGUUCCCUUUUCAGCUUUUCGAUGCCACCAAGAGUUCCAUCUUCCAGUCGUUGACACUUGGUUCUGUUUCUCUAAAUAAGCCUGCAAACUUCAAAGCUUUUUUAAACCUUAAAAAGCUUAUGUUAAUCUAUGUAAAUAUUACUGAUGAAGAACUUCAACUUCUGCUGUCCAACUGCAAAGUUUUGGAGUUUCUUGGAGUUGCUCGUUGUCGAAUGCUCACAACCAUUAAGACACCUCAACUUUCAGACCACUUUAAGCAUUUGUGUGUCUUUCACUGCCCCUUGGUUCAAGAGAUAAAUUUGAAUUAUGGCUUGACAACACUUGAAUAUAAAUAUGAAGGUCCAUCAAUACCGAUAGCACCUCCUGUAACUUUGACAAACUUAAGCAUAGAGUCAUCAGAUGUUUGCUCAGCUCUUGCAUAUAUCUCCACUGAAUUGCCCAGUACGGUGCGUCGACUGGAGAUGCUGUCUCUAAAAUGUGAAGAACUUGAGGUUUGAGCUAAAUUUCGUCUUUCAGAUUUCUUUUUUUGACGGAACCUCGUCAGAGGGCGGGGAGCUCCCGCAUUGCAUAUAGAAGAAGAGAGUUGGUCCGGUUAAUAAGGGAAACUGGACCCAAAAACCAUACAUGGCAUCGGUUAAUUAAGGGAAACCGGCGAAGAGCUAGUCCGGUGUGUGUGGUCUUUCAGAUUUCCAAUAUUUAUAUGCAUCCCUAUUUUUGGACUGGAUUUAUUUUGUAAUUUCCAUUUUGUGUCUGUGCUAGAGAGCUAUUUUACCGGAGAAACCUCUCAAAUUUAUCCAUCUAAGGCACCUGAGAUUGGAAAUAACCUUUUUAUCCCUGACGAAAAGGAAGUCCGAUGUCCUUGAUUUUGCCUCCCUCUUGGAGGCUGCUCCUUUAAUGGAA
Triticum urartu is the source of this 1569-nucleotide messenger RNA. The record is from RefSeq and is a predicted model, not a curated record. Lineage: Eukaryota; Viridiplantae; Streptophyta; Magnoliopsida; Poales; Poaceae.